Molecule: messenger RNA, 2871 nt
Organism: Babesia sp. Xinjiang
Lineage: Eukaryota; Apicomplexa; Aconoidasida; Piroplasmida; Babesiidae
Product: Regulator of telomere elongation helicase 1 -like protein
Exons: 1
Coding region: 1-2871 (956 amino acids)
Biological process (GO): telomeric loop disassembly; negative regulation of t-circle formation; negative regulation of DNA recombination
Cellular component (GO): nucleus
Molecular function (GO): ATP binding; hydrolase activity, acting on acid anhydrides, in phosphorus-containing anhydrides; DNA polymerase binding
Source: RefSeq, a predicted model, not a curated record
AUGGCAACAGCGGCAGAAUGUAUACAAAUCAUAGAUGGAAUCGAAGUGAGAUUCCCUUACGAACCUUAUCAAAGCCAAAAGGUUUACAUGGAAACCGUCAUUAAGGCGGUGAAAAACGGAAAGAAUGCAUUAUUAGAGUCCCCUACCGGUACUGGAAAGACCCUAUCGCUCAUAUGUUCUACCUUGGCAUGUAUUUGGCACACACGAUUCAAGGAUGGAAGCAUUUUUAAACCUCAGGAGACCGUGCCUACCUCUUUGGAUGGCAUCCUUAGCACGAUAUCGGAACUCAGGAAUUCCAGUAAUCCUAGUUCUAAAGGGGGAAAGGGCAAAGGGCCUCAGAGGAUGAACAUAAUAUAUGCCUCACGAACACACAGUCAGCUAAAACAGGUUAUCAAGGAAGCGAAAAAAACGUCAUAUUCACAUGAGUUCGCGGCCAAGGGUCUAACCACAGUGGUACUGGGUUCACGCGACCAGCUAUGCAUACAUCCCGGACGCAGGAAUGCCACCGGUGAAGCCCUUAAUACAUUCUGCAGGAAGAUGGUCCAGACUAAAGGUUGUAUAUACUACAAUGGAAUGAAGAAGGGGCAAGCUGGGCAAAAAAUACAGUUUUAUGAAUUCAUGGACAUAGAGGACCUUGUGCUCCUCGGUAAGUCCAGAAGAUGCUGCCCGUUUUACGCUAGCAGGGAUGCUCAUGAGAUCGCAGAUGUGACAUUAUUACCUUACAACUACCUGUUAUCACCUAUGUCUCGAGAUGCGUUGGAGAUAAGGCUUAAGAACUCUGUGCUCAUAAUAGACGAGGCACACAAUGUCGAGAGUCUCGCAGAGGGUGCAGCGGCAUUUACCGUCAGACAGGUUGACGUGGCACGAUACCUUAUGGCACUUAGGAGGUUUGUCGAGGCACACAAAAAGGUCAGUGAAUCUCAACAGUUAGGAGUACUUAAGGAUGAGGUAUCUAUUGACUUUUCGUCUUUAGCAAAGUGUGCUGUGAUGUUCAAAAACUUAGACAAAUUCCUCACAAACAUACCUAUUGGAAGUUACACGAGUGUAAAUGAACGCACAGAAAUGUUCGCGGUCGAAUCAUGGCAGGUUACCACCAUUAGUAGGGAACACGCCGUAUUCCGUGGUAGAGACAUAUUAGAUCUCCUCAUGCGCAACAUAGGACUCCACGCACUGCGUGAACUUAACGUGGAUGAGGUGAUAAAGCAUUGUAUCGACAUUCUGUCCGCGAAUGUAGAUGAUGUUGCCUACGCGUAUCAACAGUGCUACGAAAGCGCCAAAAUCCUGCAAGAGGACGUGCAGGCACUAAAUUCGAUGUUACUCUUUCUGCACCACAUCUUCUCUAAGGAACUUCUCGAAUGCCCGGAGUACUUUCACGUCUUCGUGACUCACGACCAAAAGUUCAGCGACCAACGCCAGCAAGGUGUAGUUAGCAGCGGUACUAGCGACCCACCAGCCACUGGUGGAGGGUGGAAAAGUAAGGUGGCAUUUAAGGACAUUUCUACAUCCACCAGCGAGCCAGUGGCAGGAAGUGGUCCAUUGCCGAAGGUAAUGGUAUUCGAGUGCCUGCAGGCGACACCAUCGUUCCUUCGAUUGAAGAACGAAGGAGUCCGUUCAAUAAUACUUACAUCAGGUACCCUGUCUCCGCUGAGAGAUUUAGAAAGGAGUAUAGGUGGCAAUAAACUUUCAUUUGAGUACAAGUUGUCUAAUGAGCAUAUUAUCUCGACCUCAAAUGUUUUCCCGAGGGUAAUCACUGGAGGGGAAAAGGAUGCGCAUAUUCUAUCGUCUGAUUACAAGACUCGAUCUACACCUGCAUACAUUAAGGCUCUCGGAGAGGCGCUGCUUGUUUUUUCUCGUUGCGUACCAGCUGGCAUACUAGUUUUCUUCGGGUCGUACCCGGUAAUGGAGGACACAAUAACAGCGUGGAAGCGUGCUGGCAUAUACGCCCAGAUUGAGCGAGAAAAGGCACUUUUCGUCGAGUCUAGGUCAGCGUCACACGUUUAUGGCGCCGACUCGCAUGACAGAUAUGGUGGAUUAAGUGGGAGUGACGCGACGCAGGCGCAACUCAAAGAGUACAACACUCUGGUAGCAAAGGGCAGAGGAUGCAUGUUCAUUGGUGUCUGUCGUGGAAAGAUUGCAGAAGGUAUAGAUUUUAGCGACGACGCCUGUAGAGGUGUUUUCGUUUGCGGCGUGCCAUACCCAAAUCCGUAUGACGAGAGCAUAGCACUGAAAAUGGAUUACCUUCGAAAACAAGGUGGUAGCGGAAGAAAGGACGAGGCUGUUACGCAAUGGUAUACGUCUCAGGCGAUACGCGCGGUCAACCAAGCUAUAGGUAGAGUAAUUAGGCACAUCAACGAUUACGGCGCAAUAGUGUUAGCAGACCGCAGGUUUGCCUCCCCCAAUUUGUUGAAGGGUGUCAGUAGUUGGGUGACAAGAAACAUGGAAACCAAAGAUUCUAUGAUGUCAUGCACAACAGAUAUCAUGAAUUUCUUCAAACGGUUUUCCAAAGUACGGGAACAGGCAGCACUGCCUGCCGAACCUCCCAUCAAAGUGCCACAGGGCCUUUUUAGCUCCUUCACUGAGGAUAUAUCGCCAUUGCCGCGUAAAUCUGGAAGUUCAGAAACACAAAACCGGACACUUACGUUUAAAAGCCGCAAAAUAGUUUCGCAGGACUCCGGAAUCGCUUCGUCAAUUAGGGCUGGAUCAACCGUUACGGCGUGUGCUACCGGUCACACCUCUAGUCAAAAUAGUUCGAGGCCUUCAUCUCAAAAGGAGUCAGACAGCACCUUUUCUGUCUGGGACGUGGUUGAGGAUUGGAACAACAAGGACACAAUAUCACUAACAGACCACAAGAAACCUUACUAUAAACAUUAA